UCGUUUGUAGGAUAAAUUCGUUGCGAUUUGCUUGCUUCUCCCAGAAUUUCAGUCAAGUUAUCUUUAAAAUCUUGAUAAAACGCGCGAGAUAUUUAAAACCUUCGUUCGAAAAAGUAAUCGUGUCUGUCUGUCAAACUGUCUGUCUGGAGAACAUACGUACUACGAGCAAAUUAUUUUUACCGAAUAAUGUGACUGACGUGAUUAAAUAUGCCUGUCUGAGGAGAACUAUUUCAAAUCCGUCCGUGACAAUUUUUGCUGCGCGCUCUCGCAAUGGUGCACUUCUCUCGCGCACGGCCCUGGAUGAGUGCUGUCCCCUCUACCUAACAACACGAACUAUCGCUCGCCAUAUCGUCGGGAGUGUUGGCUGAUGAAUACAGUGUGAUUUAUCGUGAAUAGCACGAAAUCGAGCUUGCUAAGGUGCAGUUUCGUGGACCGGACGCCUAUCGAACGAGAGUCCAACUCGCCCGAGACGUGGUAUUCAUUGUACACGAUCAAACAACGAUUGAUAAUAUGGAAGUUAUAUUGCAAGAAGAUGGAACGACAGAACAAAUAGAAUGCAUUACAAUACAAAGUGUAGCUGCUGAUAAAAAUAGACCAGCGAAGGAGUCAGAAGAGACAAGCGUAGAUACUAAGGUGAAACAAAAGAUAUGCAAAGAGGACUUGUCCACUACCACCAAGUCGAAGAAGUCCGACACUAAAAUGAAAGUUAAGAAGACUCGCAGUGUACGUCAGCCGAGUUACGAUUCCACCAGUCUAGAGGACAGUCCGGUCCAGGUGAUGGAGCGUUUCAAGAGAGGUUGCGAGUGUAUCGACGACCAAUGCUUUAAGGAUCUGAAUCCCGAGGUGGUUUAUCGGCACAGAUUGAACAUUGCAGAACUGACCAAAGCCGAGCACGACAUGUAUUUAAUGGGUGUCACGAUGGCGUGUUUGACAGACCCUUAUCAGACUGCCCGGCACACGGAGCGACGUAGGUUACGUGCCCAGUACGUUUACCAGGGUCGCCGAGUGUGCCUGGACGCGUUUCUGUACCUGGAAAACUGCACGCAUUAUCAGAUCAAGCGCAUUAGGAAACACUUAAUGACACACGGUGUGACGCCGCGUGUGCAUGGCAAUUACGGCAAAGUUCCGCACAAUACGUUUUCGUUGGACAUAUACAAGAUCGCCACGGAGUUCUUGAAGAGCUUUAUCGAGGGGCAAGAGGCCAAGCAGAAAACCAAGCUGUCGAAGAACGCGCCGUUACAUCUGCCGUCGGACAUCACCCGAAAAACCGUACACGACCUGUACACGCAGUACUGUAAAAUAGUAUCGCCCGAUGUGAAGAGUAUGGGAUACUCGACAUUCCGGCGAUUUAUGAAGGUGCAGUUCCCGCAGGUGAAGUUUGCCAAGUUAGAAUUUGUGGUGAGAAACCAGACUGCACAGAGUCACUCGCAGACGGAAUCCGAGACGACGACGACGACGACGACGUCAACGUCGGCGCAAAAUGACGAUCAACAGCAAUCGCCUAAGGCGGAUUUAAUUACUUCGGAAAGUAGUGGCGCGAUAUUGCCGUUAGUAUUAACCAACGACGGGCAAAACGACACAUAUUUCUUGACACCUAUUAGAAAGUUACGAGACGGUGUUAGUUAUCAAGUCACCACGGGUGGAUUAGUGCUCAACAGAACUAUUGCAGUGUCGAAAACGAACACUGUGUAAGUCCGAAAGGGCUGCACAUGAAGAUAAUUUCAUACGAUAACACUUGUAUGCAUGUGAAUGUGAUAUAUGUUUAUGUUAAGAUUUUAAUUUGUAGUGGCGAUACCUAUUCUGAGCCUAAACCAAGAUAUUAAUUUGAAAAAACAAGCAACUCACAUUAAGACUCUUGAGUGAAGAACUGAAUUUAAAAUUGAACGAAUAUCUUAUAAAUGUAUAAGAAAAACAAGUAGUACGAAAUUAUCAUAGGAUCUUAUACAAGUUACAUGCUCUACACCUUUAUUACGUCGUCCUUGUGGAUGUAGGUCUUUUGUUGUUUUAUUCAAUUGAAUAAGUAUUGUAAGUUAUCUUGUUUUAAAAGUGUUUGUAGUUUAUAUAUAAUAUAUUAUGACAAUUAUAUAUGAAUAAAAAAGAGCACUUAGCCAAAUAAUCGUAGAUCUUC
Odontomachus brunneus is the source of this 2128-nucleotide messenger RNA. RefSeq lists its product as uncharacterized. The coding region runs from base 511 to 1692 and encodes 393 amino acids. NCBI's taxonomy places the organism in Eukaryota, Metazoa, Arthropoda, Insecta, Hymenoptera, Formicidae. The record is from RefSeq and is a predicted model, not a curated record. The transcript has 3 exons.